Molecule: messenger RNA, 1047 nt
Organism: Botrytis byssoidea
Lineage: Eukaryota; Fungi; Ascomycota; Leotiomycetes; Helotiales; Sclerotiniaceae
Exons: 3
Coding region: 457-1047 (196 amino acids)
Source: RefSeq, a predicted model, not a curated record
CCACCCAAUAAUGGUCUCGUCUUAAUUAUAAAAUGAUGAGGCCGAAUAAUUUUUCAUCGUACGUAUCAAGGGUUCACGUUGUUUGUUUGCUUGUCAUUGAUCAACAUCUGCAAUCUUAUCCAUUCGGCAACUUGCGGCAAGGCUGUUACUCGUAAUUGGUAAUUAACCGCCGCAUUCUUCGGUUACCUAAUCCCCGAAUACCGACCAGGGCGUUACCCAUCUAGGGAUCUACUAGGUUUUACCUUUCUUAUCUUAUCCUCUCUAUAUCUCAUACAUCAUCAAGAAAUAAUAAAUCUACUACAGAUCUAUACAACACUCUUUCAUCACUCUUUCAAUUACAACCUAAAAAUCCCCUGACCAACCUUUCCACUCUUCACUCCCUACCAAUCGCCCACCUACCUCCACUCCACCCUUACCUCAACCCAUCACACAUCACAUAUCACACAUCAACACAUCAUGUAUUCCAUCGCGCCCUCUCCCAUCCCCACACUUUUGUCCGACCCAGUGACCUCCACCCCACCAGACACUUCCGCUCCAUCAAUCUUCCGCUACAUCAUCGGCUUCCUACUCAUCGGUGUCGCCUGGGGCUUUACAACCCCAUUCAUCCGAGCCGCCGCGCGAACUCACCAACCGCCGUCUCACCCCAUUCUCUCGUCCCCCUCGGUUACCAAAUCUUUCGUCAAAUCUAAGCUAUAUGGCGCUUUCUUCGGAGUCGUGGAUCUUUUGAGAAACCCUAGAUAUGCCAUUCCUUUGGUGAUCAAUUUGACGGGGAGUAUUUGGUUUUUCUUAUUAAUCGGCCAGGCUGUCCCCAUCACAAAUUCUCUGGCUUUCCUCUUCACAGUAUUAGGAGAGUGGUGGGUGGAGAGAAAAGUAAUCAGUCGCGGUAAUUCCCCUCGUCCCUUUCCCUUACAUCCCUUCCCCAUCAAUACUUCAAGAAAUGUGGCUUGGACCCCGAGUACGAGAGCUAAUAUAUUGAUAGAUACCUGGAUUGGUAUGAUCUUGUCGUUAUGUGGCAUUGCGCUCUGUGUCCAUAGUAAGACGGGAUGA